Phaeodactylum tricornutum CCAP 1055/1 is the source of this 2053-nucleotide messenger RNA. RefSeq lists its product with no specific name. The record is from RefSeq and is a predicted model, not a curated record. Lineage: Eukaryota; Bacillariophyta; Bacillariophyceae; Surirellales; Neidiaceae. Bases 160 to 1956 code for a protein of 598 amino acids. The transcript has a single exon.
UGAACUACGGAUGACCCACAUCUUCACUAGAAGGCCUUUCUCACUCUCCCAUCUAUCCAGGGGUCCUCAUUCGUGAAUCCCCUUAACCACGUAUACCUGCAAUUGAGAUCUAUAUCCGCGGAAAGGUACAUCACAUGUUGACAGUGAACAACACUUGAUAUGAAAGAAAAAAAUGACCACUCACCAAAAACUUCGAACCAUGAGUUGGAGUCUAACGAGGAAACGGGAGUGAAUAGUCCUGCGGAGUCGGACGCCUCCUCUCCUUCGUGUGGUGAACAGCCAAAGCAGCCACGAUCGUCACCAGAAUCGUCUAAGGUGCUACGAAAUGUGCCCGACAAAGGACCACAGGAGGCCUCCACGGAUGGGAAGCCUAUUGCCACUACGGCAAAAAAUGAAAUGUUUGCAGAACCCGCUCAAGAUAUUCCAUUCCCAACGGAACUGCAGCGAACUGCGCAGAGUACACCAGGGGCUUUUCCGCAAAUUGGAAUGGGAAGUACGAGAAGCAGCGAGACGCCAGUGACCCCGCACUCCGCUCCGACCCGCGAUGGUUCCCAGCGUUCCGGAUCGGCGGAAGAGGAUUUUUCCAGUGCCGGCGAACCGCCGCUGUUGGCGGCGACUCUGGUGGAAGAUACCCCCGAGCGAAGUGAUACGACAGGGACUACCGGGCCCAACGAAGCAGAAUCGGACAAACUGAUGGUCGUGGCUGUGGCCGAGCCUGUGGAGCAACGAACCGAUACAGAGAAGGCAGCGUUUUCUCGAGGAGCCUCUUCGAAACGUUGGCGCAUGUUGUAUGGAGCAUUGCUGAUAGCCGGGGUAGUCGCGCUGGCCGUGGGGGUGACCCUGGCAUUGACGAUACAAACGUCAUCGGGGUCAUCAACAACAUCGUCUUCGUCAACAGCACUCGGGAGCCCCAACGGCACCAAUGCUUCCGUGCCGGAUGAUACCAAUACCCCCCUUCUCAACGAUACCAAUACCAACGACUUCAACGAGGACGUUGAGCAACCCAUUCCCGGCAAUAUUCCAUCUAGCGCGCCGGGAGGACCCGUCGUACAGAGCACCCACCUGGUAGCUUGGGAAAGUAGUUGCAUGGACGAAAAGGUAACUGCAGAAAUCCAAUGUGGAACUAAUGAAAUUUUGUCGGUCCAAGAAGCAAGAAUCGCAGAGUGUACGAUUCAAUCGGAUCAAGGCUCGAACAGGGCGAUUUGCCUGCCUUUAACUAUGAAUGGUACCAUUGAAAGCCUUGAGAGUGCCAAUGGCAAUGAUGUACGAGAGAUAGCCAUGGUUCUGUUUCAAUGUACCGGAGUGGAAGAUCGUCCCAACGGUCCAGUCCGAGCGCGCUUGGUCCCAACCAGAAAUGUUGAUACAACUGCUCCUGCAAACAUGGACUGGCUCUGUGUCAGAUUUAACGAGAAUCUCCAGUCGGCCAUUGCCGAUACAGUUCCUGCCACCGCUAUGGCUGACUUUGAAGUCGAGCUUUAUAUAGUAUUAGGUGACUUUUGUCUGGAAAGACGCAGUCAAGGCGACAUCAACGCUGUCCGCCACCGGCUUCGUACCAAUACGCGUCGACAACUUGUCGAAAGCAAUGUUAGUGACGUGGAAGUCGAGAACGCCACCGGAGAUGACACGAGUGAGGGCUGGAGACUACAAAGUUUCGUACCGGGUUCGUGCCAGCUCCCCGCCCGCAAUCUGUUGAUGGACGCGGAAGCGACCGGUGCUGCCGAGAACGAGUGGCUCCAGGUGUGCUACGCAUUCGACAAUGACGAUACUGGAGACGACGAUGACGACGGCAAUGAUGCGAACGAAGACGAGCUGGUCGUAGUGCACGCGUCGGUCUCCUGUCGACACGAGAUUGGUCUUGGUCCCAGCAGGGCGGCGGUAUGGAACGAAUUCGAACGACGCAUUCGUCCCCCAUUGAUUUGGCGAGAAUUGUGGAGCACAACCAUGACUGGAGUGUAGAUUCUUCACGGCGUUUGGCACGUGCGUGGUUGCGGGAAUUUUGGUAGAUAUUGGAUACGUGAGGAACGGGCGUAUACAGACUGUACCGACAACCAUU